AGUGCUCGUUACAGUUGACCAUCACAGUCCUACUGGCAGCUAGCAGUGCCGUCGUCCCGCCAAUACAUCUUCCCUGGACGCCAGAGUUUGCAGAACAGCUCGGUCAUCUUUAUUGUAUUUAUUUAUUUACAUUUUCAAAGGCAGUGAGAGGAGGUGGAUUCGGUUUGUGUACAGCCACACCGAUUCAGAGCUGAGGAACGCCACCAACACCCGUCUCUGCACUGACCGUCUCACUCCGGAGUCAGACAAAGCUUCCACUUGAGUAUAGCAUAAUGCUGGAAGAGCUUCUUCCAGUCCUCCACUUCAUACUCCCUGUUGGGGGCCAUUGUGGGGCUUCUGGUCCUCCACCUGCUCUUCUCCAAGCUCAGAUCCCAAGAAAAUCAGAGGGAGCCUCCAGGACCUAAACCUCUACCCCUGCUUGGUAACCUGCUUCAGUUGGAUCUCAGGAGACUCGACAGGGCUCUUUUUGAUCUGUCCAAAACAUAUGGACCAGUGUUCACAGUCUACUUUGGAUUUAAGAAGGUGGUGGUCCUGGCAGGAUACAGGACAGUCAAACAGGCUCUGGUUAACCAUGCUGAAGAGUUUGGAGACAGAGAGAUCACUCCCAUAUUCUAUGAUUUCACCGAAGGACAUGGUAUAAUAUUUUCUAAUGGCGACUCAUGGAAAGAAAUGAGGCGCUUUGCUCUAACUACGCUGAGAGAUUUUGGGAUGGGCAAGAGGAUUAGUGAGGGGAAAAUCAUUGAGGAAUGUCACCACCUGAUUGAAGAAUUUGAAAAACAUGAAGGUAAAGCCUUCAACAACACCCAGACAAUUUGUUAUGCAGCUUCAAAUAUUAUAUCAGCUCUCAUGUUUGGGAAGAGGUUUGAAUACAAAGAUCCUGACCUCCAAACUAUGGUGGAAAGAGACCACAAGUCCAUCCAUCUGACGGGAUCAGUCUCCAUCCUGAUGUACAACUUCUUCCCUUGGCUGGGACCUUGUCUUAAAAACUGGAGGGAUUUGAAGAGGUUUGUGGAGGAGAGUAAGGCAGACUUGAGACGGAUAAUAGCAGGUCUGAAGGAGACUCUGAACCCUGAGAUGUGUAGAUGCUUUGUUGAUGCAUUCCUGACCCGUAAGCAAAAUCUGGAGGAGUCUGGAACUAAGGAUUCACUCUACCAUGAUGACAACCUGAUGUACAGUGUGGGAAAUUUGUUUGCAGCUGGAACUGAUACCACAGCAGUUACACUUCAGUGGUGUCUACUUUUCAUGGCCAAGUACCCUCACAUUCAAGACCAAGUCCAGGAGGAGCUGAGCAGGGUGGUCGGAAGCCGUCAGGUUUGUGUAGAGGACAGGAAGAGCUUGCCGUACACUGACGCUGUCAUCCAUGAGACACAGAGACUCGCCAACAUCGUCCCCAUGGCGAUUCCUCACAGCACCAGCCGAGACGUCACCUUACAGAACUACUUUAUCAAAAAGGGAACUACUGUGUUUCCUCUUCUCACUUCUGUCCUGUAUGAUGAGAGCGAGUGGGAGAGCCCGCACACUUUCAACCCUUCCCACUUCCUGGAUAAGGCGGGUAAAUUCAUCAGGAGAGAUGCCUUCAUGCCCUUUUCUGCAGGUCGCAGGGCCUGCCUCGGAGAGAGUCUGGCCAGAAUGGAGCUCUUCCUCUUCUUCACCUCCCUCCUUCAGCGCUUCCGUUUCACUCCUCCACCUGGAGUUACGGAGGAUGAACUGGAUAUUACACCAGUUGUGGGCUUCACCCUCACCCCUUCACCUCAUGAGCUAUGUGCUGUCAGUCGCCAAUGAAGAUGACAGCUGGACCUUAUUGUGUUUUGUUUUUAUACCAUGGUGAAAGUGGGAACUGAAAAAACAAACCUCUCUGGCUGACACUCAAAACCGCAUACACAGGAUUUCACACCAAUCUAAUCUGCAAAGACGAGAACAAUAUGUUGACAAGGUUACACAACAAAAACAAACUUGUGACAUUGCGGAACAGUGUUUCUAUAUUUUUCUUCAACAAAUUUUAUUGAUUUUCCAUUAAACCCAUCAUACAUUUGUUUGUAGCAUAUAUUUGAAAUAAAAGUGUAUACAAGCGUAGGAUAGCUGCAUUAUUCAAACUAUUACAACUGUGAAAGAUAGCAUUUAAGGGUAAAUCUGAUCACAUUACAGGAAAGGGAUAGUUUCUAUAAUCCUCAAUCUAAUCCUCCUCUCAAGGGCAGAGUGUGGCUUGACAGUUUUGUGUACUGUAGUUAACUGAUAUAAUAAUAAAUUAAACUUUUUUUAACAAGAUGUUAAACUCUUUUAUAAUUUACAGUUUGUGAGUGUGACUUUUAAAAAUAAAAGUUUGACGAUAACACAUUUAAGAAUUAUAGUCUCAAAGUUUCAUGUUUGAUCCAUUGUGAUUGAGAAAAUAAAAUAAAAAUCAGGAAUGAACCUGUGAUUUUCUACACUGGCAAGAAAAGUUAUGUGAACACAUUGGUUGGCUGCAUAAAUUGAUCAUAAAAUGUGAUCUGAUGUUCUUAAAAUAGUAUAGAUUGUGGAGCUUGUCACUUAAAGCAACACACUGAGUCUGUUUCAUGUGCAGAAAGCAAAGGCUGUACCUUAAUCUUAAUGUACAGAAAACAUCAAUUGCUUAACUGGAGCUCUGACUGUGUAGUCUCACUCACUGAACUGAAACCUGGCCAAAAGGCGUAUGUCCCCCAUGAUCCCUGGCUUCCAGGAUACUGCUGUUAUACUGAUAUUUUCUAAGAUGAACAAUGUUUUUUAUUAAAACUAUUUGGUCUUUUU
This is a messenger RNA of Lates calcarifer (barramundi perch), 2763 nucleotides long. RefSeq names its product cytochrome P450 2K1. The transcript has 10 exons. Gene Ontology annotation, molecular function: iron ion binding; heme binding; oxidoreductase activity, acting on paired donors, with incorporation or reduction of molecular oxygen, reduced flavin or flavoprotein as one donor, and incorporation of one atom of oxygen. Gene Ontology annotation, cellular component: intracellular membrane-bounded organelle; cytoplasm. Lineage: Eukaryota; Metazoa; Chordata; Actinopteri; Centropomidae. The record is from RefSeq and is a predicted model, not a curated record. The coding region runs from base 670 to 1782 and encodes 370 amino acids. Gene Ontology annotation, biological process: xenobiotic metabolic process.